Molecule: messenger RNA, 1468 nt
Organism: Siniperca chuatsi (mandarin fish)
Lineage: Eukaryota; Metazoa; Chordata; Actinopteri; Centrarchiformes; Sinipercidae
Gene: snrnp27
Product: small nuclear ribonucleoprotein 27 (U4/U6.U5)
Exons: 7
Coding region: 176-706 (176 amino acids)
Biological process (GO): RNA splicing
Cellular component (GO): precatalytic spliceosome
Source: RefSeq, a predicted model, not a curated record
GCUCUAUAUCAACCGGAAGCGACAGCAGAAGAGUCUGCUUUCUGCUGCUUUGAAGUAGCAGCCAUUACCGUUAAGGGUAUACAAACAACCCACGACUUGUUCAUAUUUCUCACCACAAAUUGUUUUUUGUUUAGUACCAUUGAUCUACGAGGGUGACGUUUGAUCUUUUAGGGAAAUGGGCCGGAGCAGGAGUCGAACUCCUCCAAGACGAGUGGGACAAGUUUUACCUGAAGUGAUUAUGAAGUCGGAGAUGAAAGAGAGAAGGCGUUCCCGCUCAAAUUCACGGGAGCGUGAGCGAAGGCGAAGGGAAAGGGAUCGCUCUCGUUCUCGAGAUCGGGACCGAGACCGGCGCAGAAGUCGCUCGCGAUCCCCUCACAGGAGGCGUUCAAGGUCUCCUCCUAGACGUCAUCGCUCCUCCUCCCUCUCUCCUACGAGACAAAAAGACAGACGUGAAGAUGACCGCAAAGAAGUUAAGGACAAACCAGCGAAGCCCAUUCAGAUCUCAGCGGAAGACAUGCAGGGCAAAACAGAAGAGGAAAUUGAGAUGAUGAAACUGAUGGGAUUUGCUUCUUUUGACACCACCAAGGGGAAGAAAAGUGAUGGAUCAGCCAAUGCACAUGCUAUCAAUGUGUCCAUGAAGAGAAAAUACAGGCAGUACAUGAACAGAAAAGGUGGAUUCAACAGACCACUGGACUUCAUCGCUUGAAAGUAUCAACUCGUGAUAUCCAAGAAACUUACCUCCACUUACCUCCAUUUUGGAUGAUAUUGUGCUAUUUCCUGUUUUGUUUGCUUCUAUAUAUUCCUUUUUAUGAGAGAACACAUAAAUGUAAAUAAUAGUGCUUGAAGUAAGCCCCAGUGAGUAUUGAUAGGAGACCUACUGUGGACACAGUGCAUGGAGCUUCGUGUUGUUGAGGUGUAUGUGGUUUUAUUUUAAAUAAAAGCAUUUAAAAAAAAUGUUUUUAAAGCCAAUUUUGCCUCUUGCAUCUGCCAUGAUGUGCAGGAUCAUGCGUAAUUGUUAGUCUUGACAUUUAAAGGUCCAGUGUGUAACAUUUAGGAGGAGCUAUUGGCAGAAAUUGAAUAUUUAGAAGUAUGUUUUCAUUAGUGUAUAAUCACCUGCAAGUAAGAAUCGUGUUUUCAUUCCCUUAGAAUGAGCCGUUUUUAGCUACAUGGGGAGCGGGUCCCCUUCUAUGGAGGCCGCCAUAUUGCACCACCAUGUUUCUACAGUAGCCCAGAACGGAUAAACCAAACACGUGCUCUAGUUAGGCUUUUUUGCGAGUUUCGCAACAACCGUAGUUUACACGCUUGGAACGGGAGGAUCCGAUCGGUAUUCAAAUGGUUGUAAACUGCAGUUUCAGCUAGAUGCCACUAAAUCCUACACACUGGACUGUCAAUAUUUGUAAAUUGAUGUAUGUGAUCAUAGUAUUACAUAGUCCAGUCCAACUGAUUUUUAAAUAUAACCUACCCUACA